Messenger RNA from Acaromyces ingoldii, 539 nucleotides. RefSeq names its product bola-domain-containing protein. The record is from RefSeq and is a predicted model, not a curated record. Lineage: Eukaryota; Fungi; Basidiomycota; Exobasidiomycetes; Exobasidiales; Cryptobasidiaceae. The transcript is spliced from 4 exons. The coding region runs from base 14 to 442 and encodes 142 amino acids.
CCCUCACUCUCCCAUGCCUCUGCUGCAAGUGCGAGGUGCAUUGACGCAGCUCGUCACCAAGCAAUCGCCGCUCUUUACUGCCCACCGCUGGUACGCCCGUGCGACCGCCAUGGGGGACCUCACGCCGAUAGAGUCAUCGAUGAGGGAUAAGCUCGUGCAAGAGUUCACUCCCUCGGUGCUCAACAUCAGGAACGACUCUUCGAAGCAUGCACACCACGCAGCCAUGGUCGCGCAGGGUGGGGGAAAUGGAGAGACUCACUUCUUUGUCGAGAUCGUCUCGCAAGCCUUCGAGGGCAAGACGCAAAUAUGGCGACACCGAGCCGUUAAUAAUCUCAUGAAGGACGAGUUUGCAAAGGGGCUCCACGCACUCAGCCUCCGGACCAAGACACCUGCCGAGGCCGAGAAGGAAGCAGCCUUUGACAAGGCUUCGUCGAAGUCCUAGAGGCUGUGGUGCUUCGAUGUGAUCUAAAACGUGUAUUUAUAAUAAAAGCUCCCGUCUUUCAGCCCCGCCGGAGCAAUGCGGCAUUAUUAACCUCGAG